Molecule: messenger RNA, 5210 nt
Organism: Phragmites australis (common reed)
Lineage: Eukaryota; Viridiplantae; Streptophyta; Magnoliopsida; Poales; Poaceae
Product: probable leucine-rich repeat receptor-like protein kinase At5g63930
Biological process (GO): protein phosphorylation; hormone-mediated signaling pathway
Cellular component (GO): plasma membrane
Molecular function (GO): UDP-glycosyltransferase activity; protein binding; ATP binding
Source: RefSeq, a predicted model, not a curated record
AGUGCCGAGUGGGGCCGGGCGGAUUAGGACGAAAAGCAAAGGCCCGGAAAAGCAAAAGAGGUGAGAGAGAAAGAGAGGGAGAGAGACCGCCCGCGAAUCCGCGAUUGCUACGGCCUCUUCCGCAACGAGCUUGAAAGCGUGCUUGCCUGCCAUUUCCAGCUUCCAAUUCCUUUUCGAAAUCCUUCUCCUUUUCUUCUUCCUCUUCCAUCCCCUCCCCUUCCGCCUCCUUCCCUUCCUUCCUCCUCGUCGUCUUCGCUCCCCUCCACGACCACGCGCAUCCGUCUGUGCACUUCGUCCUCGCCCAUUCCUCCUGCCUGUGGAUGCGUCCGGGCCCGGGGGUCCGACCCGGCGGCUGCGGCGGGAGCGGCGGCGCGAGGAGGUGGCGGGAGAGUAGAAAUCGCGGGAGUUGACGAGUCACGGAGAUGUGGGAGUCCAGAAGGUUAUAGCAAGGUCUUGUCUUGAUUUCUCAAGGAAGGAUGGAGUACCGGGCUUUGCAGCUCGGCGUGCUGCUGGCCUUUCUACUGGCCGCUGGCUCACAGGGGGUGAACCAUGAAGGCUGGCUUCUCCUGGCGCUUAAGAGCCAGAUGAUUGACACCCUCCACCACCUUGAUAGCUGGGACCAGAGGGCUCCAUCGCCGUGCGCAUGGAAGGGCGUGAACUGCUCGUCGACGUCCAGCCCAGCGGUGGUGUCUCUCGACCUCAAAGGCAUGAAUCUGUCGGGCAAUGUCGCGCCUAGCAUUGGCGGUUUGUCUGAGCUUACGUAUCUUGAUCUAUCCCUCAAUGGGUUCUAUGGUAACAUCCCUUCAGAGAUUGGGAAUUGCUCGAAGCUGGAGGUUCUUAACUUGUACAACAACAAUUUCAUUGGUACAAUCCCCCCUGAGCUCGGGAGCCUAGCUAAGCUGGUCACGUUUAAUCUGUGCAAUAACAAGCUCCAUGGCCCAAUACCUGAUGAGAUUGGCAAUAUGGCGUCACUUGAGGAUUUGGUAGGGUACAGUAAUAAUCUCUCUGGUUCUAUACCUCGUUCUAUUGGCAAGCUGAAGAACCUGAGGACUGUUCGGUUGGGUCAGAAUCUUAUAUCAGGCAACAUUCCAGUUGAGAUAGGUGAAUGCCUAAACAUUACCGUGUUUGGUCUUGCACAAAACAAGUUAGGAGGUCCUUUGCCGAAAGAGAUUGGGAAGUUGAGUUUCAUGACAGACUUGAUCCUAUGGGGGAAUCAGCUUUCUGGUGUUAUUCCUCCAGAGAUUGGAAAUUGUACAAAUCUCGAGACAAUUGCCCUCUACGAUAAUAAUCUAGUUGGUGCUAUACCUGCAACAAUCGGGUACAUCAGGUAUCUUGAGAAGCUAUACCUUUACAGGAACUCAUUAAAUGGUACAAUUCCAUCUGAAAUUGGAAAUCUUUCUCUUGCGCAAGAGAUUGACUUUUCAGAGAAUUCCUUAACUGGAGGGAUACCAAAAGAGUUAAGCAACAUACCAGGCUUGUAUUUACUCUACCUCUUCCAGAACCAGCUUACAGGCUCUAUUCCUACAGAGUUGUGUGGAUUGAGGAACUUGAGUAAACUUGAUCUCUCGAUCAAUUCACUCACUGGCCCAAUUCCAGCUGGAUUUCAGUACAUGAGAAAACUAAUCCAAUUGCAACUCUUCAACAAUAUGCUAUCAGGCAACAUACCUCCAAGGUUUGGCAUCUAUAGCCGACUCUGGGUGGUGGAUUUCUCAAAUAACAAUAUUACAGGGCAGAUACCUAAAGAUCUCUGCAGGCAGUCAAACCUUAUUUUGCUGAAUCUGGGGUCUAACAUGCUUACUGGGAACAUUCCACAUGGGAUCACCAACUGUAAACCCUUGGUGCAGCUUCGUCUUGGUGACAACAGUCUAACAGGAAGCUUCCCCACUGAUAUCUGCAAUCUAGUAAAUCUGACAACAAUUGAGCUGGGUCGGAACAAGUUUAGUGGCCCUAUUCCUCCUCAGAUAGGCAAUUGCAAAUCUCUGCAAAGGCUCGACCUUACAAAUAAUUAUUUUACGUCAGAGUUGCCCCAAGAAAUAGGUAAUUUGUCAAAGCUCGUUGUCUUCAAUAUCUCAUCUAAUAGACUAGGAGGAAACAUACCAUUGGAAAUUUUCAAUUGUACAACGCUGCAACGCCUUGAUCUCAGCCAGAAUAUCUUUGAAGGUUCAUUACCAAAAGAAGUUGGUGGACUGCCACAGCUGGAGCUGCUAUCCUUUGCUGAUAAUAGGUUAUCUGGACAGAUACCGCCUAUUCUUGGUAAACUUUCACAUUUGACAGCACUUCAGAUUGGUGGCAAUCAUUUCUCCGGUGGAAUACCAAAGGAGCUGGGCUUGCUCUCGAGCUUGCAGAUUGCCAUGAAUUUGAGCUAUAAUAACCUCUCUGGCAACAUACCAUCAGAGCUUGGUAACCUUGCAUUGUUGGAAAAUUUGUUUCUCAACAACAACAAAUUGACAGGUGAAAUCCCAGCUACAUUUGUAAAUCUGUCCAGUUUGCUUGAGCUCAAUGUUUCCUACAAUGAUCUCACUGGUGCUCUCCCCUCAAUACCGCUUUUUGAUAAUAUGUCUUUGACCUCCUUUAUUGGAAAUAGAGGACUAUGUGGUGGACAACUUGGUAAAUGUGGAUCCCAGUCAUCUUCUACUUCCCAGUCAUCCAAUUCUGUCAGUCCCCCUAUGGGCAGGAUCAUUGCAAUUGUGGCUGCUGUUAUUGGAGGGAUUUCACUAAUUCUUAUUGCUAUUAUUGUGUACCAUAUGCAAAAACCACCAGAGACAGUAGCUCCCUUGCAAGACAAGCAAUUUUUUUCAGCUGGGUCUAACAUGCAUGUUUCUGCUAAGGAUGCAUAUACAUUUCAGGAAUUGGUUUCUGCUACAAAUAAUUUUGAUGAGAAUUGUGUUAUUGGAAGGGGUGCUUGUGGAACAGUGUACAGAGCCAUCCUGAAGCCUGGACAGACAAUUGCAGUAAAGAAGCUUGCUUCUAAUAGGGAAGGGAGCAACACGGACAACAGUUUUCGUGCAGAGAUCCUGACUCUUGGAAAGAUAAGACACCGCAAUAUUGUGAAGCUGUAUGGUUUCAUCUAUCACCAGGGUUCCAACCUUCUACUGUACGAGUAUAUGUCAAGAGGCAGUCUUGGUGAGCUACUUCAUGGGCAAUCAUCUUCUUCACUUGAUUGGGAGAUACGCUUCAUGAUAGCACUUGGGGCUGCUGAAGGUCUCUCAUACUUGCAUCACGAUUGCAAACCUCGCAUCAUCCACCGUGAUAUCAAAUCCAAUAACAUAUUACUUGAUGAGAACUUUGAAGCUCAUGUUGGUGACUUUGGGUUGGCAAAGGUGAUCGACAUGCCAUACUCAAAGUCAAUGUCUGCAAUUGCAGGUUCUUAUGGCUAUAUAGCCCCUGAAUAUGCAUACACCAUGAAGGUUACUGAAAAAUGUGACAUAUAUAGCUAUGGCGUCGUGCUGUUGGAGCUGCUAACUGGGCGUGCGCCUGUGCAACCAUUAGAAUUGGGAGGUGAUCUGGUAACGUGGGUAAAGAAUUACAUCAGGGACAAUUCUUUGGGUCCUGGGAUCCUUGAUAAAAAUUUGGAUUUACAAGAUCAGAGCGUUGUCGAUCACAUGAUCGAGGUUAUGAAAAUCGCCUUGCUAUGUACUAGUUUGUCUCCAUCCGAGAGACCAGCGAUGCGGCAUGUUGUAGUUAUGCUAAGCGAGUCUAAAGAUAGGGCAAGGGUGAGUUCUGCAUCCUCACCUGCUUCUGAUCAUUCUUCGAAGAAGGAUAACUGUAAAAUCGGGUGUGACACUCGUCUCCACGCCGCGCCCCCUGGCGUCCCUCCCCCUCAGCCUCCCGCCUCGCCUCUCAGCCGCCUCCACGCCCUCCCCUUCUCGUCCGCGGACAACGGCCUGCUCACCGGCGCCGAGUCCCUCUGCGACCUCCACGUCCACCAGUUCAUCAUUAUCUUCAACGCCUCCGAGUCGCUCCGCCACGCGUUCGACGAGUUCCUCUCCGGCAUCCGGUCCCCGGUCUGCGUCAUCGCCGACGCCUUCUUCGGCUGGACCGCCGACGUCGCGCGCGCGCGGGGCGCGUCCCACGCCGUGUUCUGCUCCGUGUGGGAGCACCUCCCGCAUGCCGUCACGGCGGACGAUGAGUUCCCGCUGCCCGACUUCCCCGACGUCGUCCUCCACCGCACGCAUAUCCCGAGGUACAUGCUCGCCGCGACCGGGGCGGACCCCUGGACGGCCUUCUUCCGGCGGGUGAUCUCCUUCUGCCGCAAGACCGACGCGCUUCUCGUUAACACCGUCCAGGAACUUGAACCCGCUGGCUUUGACAUGCUCAAAAGAAGAUUCGGCGUCCAGCCAUGGCCGAUCGGGUCAAUCGUCGCAGAGCCGACUCCGUCGGACUCGACGGAUGACACCGGCAUCAUCCAGUGGAUCGACGCGCACCCGCCGCACUCGGUCAUCUACAUAUCCUUCGGCUCGCAGAAUAACAUCAGCGCGGACCAGGUGACGGAGCUGGCGCCGGGGCUGGAGACUAGCGGUCGCCCCUUCCUCUGGGCCGUCCGGACGCCUCUGGGAUCCGACGCGAAGGGGUUCAAGCCCGAGUGGCUCCCGGCCGGCUUCGAGGAGCGGACGGCUCGGGCCAAGACGGGGAUGCUGGUGCGCGGGUGGGCGCCGCAGUUGCGGAUCCUGGCGCACCCGUCCACCAGCGCGUUCCUGACCCACUGCGGGUGGAACUCCAUCCUCGAGAGCCUCUCCCACGGCGUGCCGCUGAUCGGGUGGCCGCUGGGGGCCGAGCAGUUCUUCACCGCGAAGCUGGUGGCCGAGUGGGGCGUCUGCGUGGAGGUGGCGCGCGGGAACCUGGAGAGCUCGGCGGUGGCUAGGGAAACGGUGGCCGAGGCCGUGCUGACGGUGAUGGGGGGGGGGGGGACGGCGAAGGGCGAGGAGAUGAGGGGGAAGGCGGGGGCGAUCGCGCGCGCGAUGGCGGCCGCGUUGGAGCCGCGCGGCGGGUCGGCGGCGGAGGGCUUGGAGGGGUUCCUGAGAUGCGUUGAGACGUCGAUGCGCCGAGAUGCCCACUUUGAGAUUGGUGCGGUGAGAAACCAACAGCCAGUUUUGUAACGUGUCAGCCGUGUGUAUAUGUUGCAUAAUAUUGGGUUCAAAUGAUUGGAAGCCGUAGAAAUUGUUGUUCCUGGGAUACACAUGUCUAGUCUGAAGGGAAUUCGUGACGCCGGU